AGCUGCUUCCUUUUUUAUUUCUUUCUAGUCUACUGCUACUGACUCCUGCUCCUAAUCUUCUCUCUCUAGAAGAGCAAGCAAGAGCUCCGGUAUUCAUCGAGAGAGAAGGAGAAGGAUGUUCGACAUACUAGUGGGGAGGAAAUUCUCGAACAAAUGCAAGCAUUCGGUGAAAUGCAUAAAGUGCAGGAUAGAGCUUAUCCGGAAGAAGAAGCAGGUGAUGGUGAAAUAUCUCAAGAAGGACGUUGCCGAUCUCCUCGCCGGCGGCCAUGACGCUAAUGCUUUUGGCCGGAUCGAUGCACUUAUUGUUGAAAUAAAUCAUGCAUCUUGCUAUGAUAUGAUUGAGCAAUAUUGUGGAUGUCUUUUGGAGCAUCUCUCGACCAUGUGCAAGGAAAGGGAAUGUCCUAAAGAAGCCAUGGAAGCUGUAGCAACUCUGAUUUUUGCUGCUGCCAGAUUCUCAGACUUGCCUGAAUUAAUUGACCUCAGAAGUAUAUUUACAAAGCGAUAUGAAACUCGGAUGGAAUCUUGCAUUAACAAAGAGUUUGUUGCGAAGAUACAGAAUAAAUCAUUUUCAAAGGUCAGGAAGCUGGAAGUAAUGGAAGAUAUUGUCCAAGAGUUUUCUGUCAACUGGAACUCAAAUAUGUUUGAGAACAAAAUGUCAAAUCAAUCCGCUCCUGUUCAUGGAAAAGCAUUGAAACAUCAACUUGCUUUUGAUGAGAAUGAGAAACAGUUUGCCAUGAGAGCUCUGCAGAACCUAGAAAUAAAACCAGAGGAGCAGAUAGAGUUUCAAACAAACUCCCACCAAUGUCAAUAACCCGUGCACUUUAUACUUUUGAGAAGACCGCGAAGAUGAUUGUGGAUGAAUCAGAGAACGCCAAACCUGAAUACACUGAUAAAAAUGCUAUUGUCAAGCCACAAUACAAUCAGAAUGAAAAUUACAGAAAUGGUUUCAUAGUAGAAGGCAAGGCACAAAGGGCUCAUGAACGAAUUAGUCUGGUUGCAACUGAGAAGCAAACUUCAGCAGAAGUUGUGCACACCAAAUCAACAGAUGGCUCUAAUGGAACCAUUGUAGAUCACGGCGGCUCAGCACUUUCUGAAGCUUCUGAGAACGUCAACGAGUUGGAUCAUAAUGGUCAAGAUAGGUGGCUUCAUAGACCAGUAAAUGCUUCUAGUCGGAGAACAUUUUAUCCUCAACCUCCAUACAGGAAACCCAACUUAAACAACAAUCCGAACAACAGUAAUUACGUGAAUCCUACAAACCAUGAGAAGUCUGCUUGCGGCCAAGGUAACAUGCCAAAAGACGAAAUCUUUAAAGAUGACUCCAAUCUAAAAUCUCAAAUUCAAACCAAGCAAGGAAAAGAAACUGCAAGGGCGAAUGACAUCCAUGGCGAAGUUUAUUAUGAGCAAAGGUUCAACAUAAAGAAAACGCCCAGUAGUCAUCGAAGACAUGGUAGCAGGCGAACUUUAGAGACUUCCGAAGAUGCUGGCUACG
Messenger RNA from Phalaenopsis equestris, 1489 nucleotides. RefSeq names its product IST1 homolog. The coding region runs from base 116 to 811 and encodes 231 amino acids. The record is from RefSeq and is a predicted model, not a curated record. Gene Ontology annotation, biological process: protein transport. NCBI's taxonomy places the organism in Eukaryota, Viridiplantae, Streptophyta, Magnoliopsida, Asparagales, Orchidaceae. The transcript has 6 exons.